Chelonia mydas (Green sea turtle) is the source of this 1317-nucleotide messenger RNA. RefSeq lists its product as uncharacterized. The transcript is spliced from 4 exons. Gene Ontology annotation, biological process: cellular response to molecule of fungal origin. The record is from RefSeq and is a predicted model, not a curated record. The coding region runs from base 1 to 549 and encodes 182 amino acids. Gene Ontology annotation, molecular function: (1->3)-beta-D-glucan binding. Lineage: Eukaryota; Metazoa; Chordata; Testudines; Cheloniidae.
AUGGCUGAAGUGACCUAUGCAGAUCUGAAGUUCAUGACACUGGAGCAGCCCAGGAACCAGGAGCCCAAUGAAGCCAAAGUGAAAGAUGUGAGAGGAUCCAUUUAUUUGUCGAUUCCCUUCCUUUUCUUUAUCUCAGAAUCUCCCACUCCAUCUCCUUAUUGGCGACUUGCAGCAGUGAUUCUUGGGAUCUUCUGCUUGGGUUUGCUGGUAACAGCUGGGGUCCUGAGUGUGAAGUUUCUGUCUGGCUAUGGAGGGGAUAUGAUUCAGAGCUUUGCUUAUGUUUCCAUACAGGAUUUCAUAAUAAGAUCAGCACAGUCUUAUAGUUCCUAUUCUUUCUGGAUUGCCUUAUCUCGCAAAUAUGCUGAUGGGUCCUGGUUAUGGGAGGAUGGCACAGCUUUCUCCACUGACCUGUUUCGUAUCCCAGAAGCUAGUUCCAGUCUUUACCAGAUCUGUGUGUCAAUUCAAGGUGCAAAUGUUCACGCUGCAGAGUGUGGGUCAUACAAGUUCUGCAUUUGUGAGAAAGUGGCUAAUCCAGUGGGUACUGCCUAACUGAGCUAAUCAGACAGACAGGGGGUGCCGAUCUCCAGAGAAAGACACAUCCUGAGAUGCUGCUCUAUGGAGUCGUCUCUACCACUGGGGUUUGUGACAAAGAAAAGACAGGUGCGCAAUCUGAGCUCACUUGUCAAGGUUAAUUUUAGGGAUCACCAAAGUUGUACUUUAUUGUGUUCUGGCACACACUAGCCAGUCCUUUAGAUUCACCCUUGAGCAUUCCUCCAGCAGCUCCUUUCCAGUUCUUCUUCACUCAAUGGUACUGGCAACCCUCACACUCUCCUGUUUCUCAAUGAGCCUCACCAGACUUUAGUCUCAACACCUACCCUUUGCUGAUGCCUGCUCGGAGAAGGAGGGAUAGCCUGAGUAACUGAUGUAAACAUAUUACAAAAUAAGAUAGAAUACAACAGGGAAAGCUGUAGCAAGGAGGAGGGAUAGCUCAGUGGUUUGAGCAUUAGCCUGCUAAACCCCAGGUUGUGAGUUCAAUCGUCGAGGGGGGCAUUUAGGAAUCUGGGGCAAAAAUUGGGGAUUAGUCCUGCUUUGAGCAAGCAGGGGGUUGGACUAGAUGACCUCCUGAGAUCUCUUCCAACCCUGGUAUGCUAUAUGCAGAGAACCUGAAACUGAGAAGGUCCCCCAGUGCUCCCUGCUGAUACACCAAAGGAUCAGUUUGUAAGAGGCCCAGUCAACUUCUGUAGAGUGCAAGCUUUCAUUUGAAACAAAACUAAGGAAGAGAUUUUCCAAGUGAAGUAACCUCAGUGAGAGCAGAGU